Molecule: messenger RNA, 900 nt
Organism: Morchella sextelata
Lineage: Eukaryota; Fungi; Ascomycota; Pezizomycetes; Pezizales; Morchellaceae
Exons: 2
Coding region: 1-900 (299 amino acids)
Biological process (GO): carbohydrate metabolic process; cell wall organization
Cellular component (GO): extracellular region; cell surface; fungal-type cell wall
Molecular function (GO): 1,3-beta-glucanosyltransferase activity; glucan endo-1,3-beta-D-glucosidase activity
Source: RefSeq, a predicted model, not a curated record
AUGAAGUACUCACUCAGCACCCUCCUCUUCGCCGCGGCCGCCGCCGUCGUCUCCGCCACCCCCGUUGCCAACUUCGAAAACGGCUUCAACAUGGGCGCUACAAACCCCGACGGGUCCUGCAAGACCACCGCCGACUGGACCAAGGACUUCCAGACUGUCCAGGGCUGGUCCACCAGCACCGUCAAGUACAACACCUUCAAGCUGUACUCCACCAACGACUGCGACACCCUGAAGAUGGCUGUCCCUGCCGCCCAGGCGGUUGGCGCAAAGAUCUGGGCCGGUGUAUGGGCCGUUGAUGAGGCAAAGUUCAACGCCGAGAAGGCCGCUUUGGAGUAUGCCAUGCAGACAUGGGGAACCGACUGGUUGGCUGGUGUCAAUGUUGGCUCCGAGUCACUGUACAGAAUGGAGAUUGACCCCACCAAGCUUGCUAUCCAGAUCUGGGACGUCAAGGGGAUGGUCAAUGAGGCGUACAAGGCCGGUGUCCUGGUUGGAUGUGCGGACACUUGGACCUCAUGGGUCAACGGCACCAACGCCAUCGUCAUUGAGGCUUCUGAUAUCAUCAUGAUGAACGGCUUCCCCUACUGGCAGGGAUCCACCAUCGAGCAGGCCAAGGACAUCUUCUACCAGUCCAUUGCCGCCACCAAGGCUGUCAUCAACGGCAAGCCCUUCAUGAUCGGCGAGACCGGCUGGCCCACUGGCGGUGACAACUUCGGCUCUGCCGUCCCCACUGUUGACAACCUCCAGGCAUACUGGAAGUCUGCCACCUGUGCUCUCCAGACCGAUAACAUCCCGUACUUCUUCUUCAGCACCUUCGAUGAGCCCAACCGCUCUGCCGGUGUUGAGCAGCACUUUGGCGUCGCUAACAGCGACAAGUCGUUGAAGAUCUCUUUGGCUUGCUAA